Penicillium odoratum is the source of this 375-nucleotide messenger RNA. RefSeq lists its product as uncharacterized. The annotation marks the transcript as partial. The transcript has 2 exons. The record is from RefSeq and is a predicted model, not a curated record. NCBI's taxonomy places the organism in Eukaryota, Fungi, Ascomycota, Eurotiomycetes, Eurotiales, Aspergillaceae.
GAAGUUGCGGCCAUAGUCAACGAUCUUCCACCUGUGCAUCCCGACUCGUUACUUGGCGAGUGGCGGGGAGCCGACUUGGAUACCGGUCACCCUGGAGUUGAAGCCAACAAGGAAACCAGAUGGGCAGGGAAAACCUUCGUCUCUGUAGAUGAUAUCAAACCAAUGAUGGACUUUGAUGAAAGAGGGAACAGAGUAUGGAGAGAAGAUAUUGGUGGCGCGCGUUACAACGGAAUCGUGUCCUCGGCCAUGAUUCACAAUAAGCAACCCAUUAUUGAUCAUCUUCGGAAAGUGAAUGACUCCAUGGUUGCAGGAGUGAUGGAUACGCAGUUGAUGCCUGGGGCUGGGAAUUAUUAUUUUUACUUGACUAGGGUGUAG